This is a messenger RNA of Oncorhynchus kisutch (coho salmon), 970 nucleotides long. Its product is annotated as eukaryotic translation initiation factor 4E-binding protein 2-like. The record is from RefSeq and is a predicted model, not a curated record. Gene Ontology annotation, biological process: negative regulation of translational initiation. The coding region runs from base 146 to 505 and encodes 119 amino acids. The transcript is spliced from 4 exons. NCBI's taxonomy places the organism in Eukaryota, Metazoa, Chordata, Actinopteri, Salmoniformes, Salmonidae. Gene Ontology annotation, molecular function: eukaryotic initiation factor 4E binding. Gene Ontology annotation, cellular component: cytoplasm.
AUCAGUUUGGCUCACUCGUUAUUUUCCAACUUGGACAUUUGUCGAUAUACCGUGUCUAAGAAGCAACACCAUCCAACAGUGGGGGGCGAUAUAAUAUCAAUGAGUGCGUGCUGAGGAUAUUAGAAAACGGCCCUGUGUUUGGAAAAUGUCUUCGGGCUGUCAGAAAACCACUACUAGCAAGUCCAUUCCGACCAGAUGGGUGACUAUAAACGACGCGGCGCACAUGCCCCAGGACUACUCCACAACUCCCGGAGGAACUCCGUUCAGCAUAACUCCUGGAGGUACAAGAAUUAUCUACGACCGGCAGUUCCUGCUGGAGUGCCGCACUUCCCCGCUGGCCAGGACUCCCCCGUACUCUCUCCCUGACAUUCCAGGGGUCACCAGCCCACCCUCAAAACACAUCAUCAAUGUAAAGGCCCAUAAUGGAGAACCACUGAACAACAACAUCGCGGCACCUGCUGACAAGAGUGCUGGGGAUGAUGCACAGUUUGAAAUGGACAUCUAACUGGUGGUGAAAUGAGCAUUCUAGAGGGAUGUGAAACAGAAGAGGCCCAGCCAAUCCCCUGUCCAGACUCGCUACAAUAUUGUCACCCUGUGUUUACCGAUGUGUCCAUUAGUUGCUGUGUGUUAACUUUCAAUAUCAGUGCUGUUGUUACUGUGAAAACUGCUCGAAGGUGGUCUGUUGCCUUUCUCUUGUGAACCCAGCAACAACACUGAAAAAGACUGCCCCAGAGGAGUGGUGUGGAGGUAACGAUUCAAUACAAUUGUUUUCAUUCUUUAAAAUAAUUUUGACACCCUAAUCAUGGGCUAACCACCCUUCACCUCUCUUCAAAUACUGCCUUCAAAAAAACGUUACAUUUUUACAGAUAGUCAUACAAAGGAAUGUUUUUGUCACCUUUUAAGUUUUGAGACAAAAUAAAUACAUUUUCACGUGGUAUGUAAGAAGAAGAAAUAAAGCAAAGAGAACAUA